UCUCCAAAAAAAAAAAAGGGUUGGAAUGGGAUUUGUAGUGAUAGGAUAUCCUUUAUCCAUAGGUCCAACCCAGUAUUGGAAUUUUGUUUCUGGGUAUUGGUCUGUACUCGCGAUCCAUCUCUCCGGCUGAAGUUUGACGUUUUCCGUCUCUUUGGUUGAUCGGAGGUGCGUCUCCUUCUCCAAAUGGUUAUAGAGAGCUCUGCAAAUUAAUUGAUAGGUUAAGUUGAACAUAUUGUGAUGGUGGUGGCCAAAUUGUUGUUAACAAAAUGAACUUUGGGUUUCUUGGUAAUCUCCUUUGGUUUAGAGCCCACCAAUCAAACAGUCAUCUCAAACCAACUAGUAGUGUCUUUGUUGAACAACCUGAGCGAGCCCACCAAUCAAACAGUCAUCUCAAAUCAACUAGUAGUGUCUUUGUUGAACAACCUGAGCACAAGGCUGGUUUUGAUCUCAAGUUGUUGGUUUCCUUUUUCCCAUGGGUGGCGGUUGAUUCUAAACAUAAGAGUCGAACCCCAUCCACUAUCAAUCGCCAGUUGCGAAGGCGUGCGCAACCUCACGCCAAGGUUGCUCCUAAUAACUUUUUGCGCUUCAGGCCCUAUGUUUCGAGGGUUCCAUGGCACACUGGUGCAAGAGGUUUUCUUUCUCAGCUGUUUCCCAGAUAUGGGCAUUAUUGUGGGCCUAAUUUUUCGAGUGGCAAGGAUGGUGGAUCUCUUGUUUGGGACAAGCGGCCGAUUGAUUGGUUGGAUUUCUGCUGCUACUGCCAUGACAUUGGAUAUGACACUCAUGAUCAGGCUGAGCUGCUCAAGGCUGAUUUAGCAUUUCUUGAGUGCCUUGAGAAGCCUAAUAUGAGUACUAAAGGAGAUGCUGGUGUCGCGCUCCUUUAUAAGACAAUGUGCACCACAGGUCUCAGGAAUUUCCUUAUACCAUAUAGAACUCACCUUGUGAAGCUGACAUCAGGACAACCUUUGAUUCAAUUUGGAUGGCUAAGCAAUGUUAGAUGGAGAGGUUGGAGUUUUCAGAAAACUUGAGAUGGAUCAUGAGGUUAGAGAAUUGGUAACUAACAAUACUCAGCUAUUGCCCAUUGCGACGGAUGGUUUCUUUUCUAGUAUUUUAUCUAUCCAAGUUUUUCUUUGCCAGAGGGAAACUAAUGAUAUUGGGUCUUAUUGGGCCUUUAUCACUAAUGGAUGCAAUGUUCUUGACCUUGUUUAAAACUUUGGGAGGUGCCUGAAUCAUGCAUUAGCAUUCUUGUAUUGUGUGCUGUGCCUCAAGUCUACCGGUUAGCUGGUUUCAUAGUAUCUGUAAAUAAUGGACAAGAUUUUCUUCUUCUAUUUUUUAUGCAAUGUUCAUGAAGUUUCAUUGUAGUCUA
Rosa rugosa (rugosa rose) is the source of this 1363-nucleotide messenger RNA. RefSeq lists its product as uncharacterized. Gene Ontology annotation, biological process: phospholipid metabolic process; arachidonate secretion. Bases 267 to 1025 code for a protein of 252 amino acids. The transcript has 3 exons. NCBI's taxonomy places the organism in Eukaryota, Viridiplantae, Streptophyta, Magnoliopsida, Rosales, Rosaceae. Gene Ontology annotation, molecular function: A2-type glycerophospholipase activity. The record is from RefSeq and is a predicted model, not a curated record.